UCCUUGUGGCAACAUUCACAGAGGGAAGGUUCUCCUAAGACAAGUCUCUAACCAUGGAGAAAGUGGCGUUAUCUCUUCUGGUAGUAGUUUAUACAACGUUUGGUCACACAGGUGCACAAAAUUCCUCUGGUUACGAAUUUAUCGUCACCUUCCUGGAUACCUAUCUGAUUAGAAAGCCUUUAGGCAAGGAGAUAUUAUUGGCGUCGACGUUACCGCAUGACGUCACCGUCAACGUUACAUUCAAAGAGGACAUAGGCGAGGGCGUGACCGAUAUGAAUGUGACAAUCCCCAGUGACGGUCAAUACAGAAUCUCACUACCACAUAACAUCGUAACGGAGGGAACAGGAAAAUCAAAAAAGAAUAUCCACAUGCUUGGAGAUGCUCCCUUUUCCGUAUUUGCAAUCAACAUUGAAGACCCUUCAACAGACGGUUACCUUGCCCUUCCGGUCAACUCCCUCGGGAUGGACUACUACGCUGUGACAUAUGGCAUAUGCAAAUUUGGUUGUCAGUUUGCCGUGACAUCAGGCUCUGAACCAACUAAUGUCCGCAUCGAACUCCCCUCUCUUGAAAGUGAAUUCCCCGUAUAUUUUGACGGUGUUCUCGUGGAUAUCAAAGGAUCCGUGGCUGUCACCCUUGACAGUUAUGAAACCUUUCAACUAAAGACUAGCCGGGAUCUCACAGGCUCCUACAUACACGCAGACAAGCCUGUUGCAUUUUACAGUGGAAAUUCGAAGACGGGGUAUCCGGGUAAAUGUUGCAGUGAACAUCUGGUAGAACAGAUUCCUUCUGUUCAAACAUGGGGGAGGACGUUCCUAACGCCUGUGACGCCAGGACGUCAAAACUUUCUCAUAGACUUCUACAGAAUCAUCACCAGCGCACCCAACACCACGGUAACCUUGCCCAGUGAUACAAUAUUCCUGGAGAAUGAAGGCAGCUUUGCUGAAUUCAACCUCAGUUCCGAAUUAAUGUUCUCGGUGUCCGCUGAUGAGCCAGUAUUGUUGGUGAAGUUUGUUGUCGGGGACCACAAGAAGAGUCCUACAGAUCCCUGCAUGCUGCUGGUUAUUCCUGUAGAACAGUGGAUAACCGAGACCGUUGCGACUCUCCAUGAGAGAUAUGGCGUCAAUUAUGUCGUCAUCACGGGCACUUCUGAUCUCCGAGAAACCUUGACUCUGAAUGGACAAGCCAUGCCAGAGGAGACGGUGUGGCUGUACCACAAUGAAUCCGGUCUUGUCGGAGCGUAUCUCUUACUGACUAAUGAAACAACCGUCAUCAGGGUGACUGGUUCCACGACCUUUUCUGCCUAUUUAAUGAGUGGACGACACAUAGAAAGUUACUGCAUGCCUGUUGGAAUGAGACUACUUCCCAUCAAUACGAAUUGGGCCAGGACUAUUCCACCCGCUUACAACCCGUGUCUUGGACUCUACAACGAAUCCCAUUGGCAGGAUAAGUAUUCAAAGAUCACCACAGAAUCGAUAAGGACAACCAGCCAGGAAUGUCCUACAAAUGCUGCCACAACAUCUACGACAACAACAUCAACUUCGACUGUGACGACCUCCACCUCAACACAGAUGUCAACACAGGUAUCCACGGAGCAGUUGCAAGUUGUGCUUGCAAGGAUAGAGAAGGAACUUAGGCUAUACCCUCCUGGUACUUCCGCUUUUCGCCGGAACAUGCGCAGUUACACUGUGAACGAUUACGUCAGUGAAGUCAUGGGAUGGGUUGCGGUGGGGAUAUUAUGCUUCAUAUUUCUCGUGUUUUUGUGUAUUGACAGAGAAAGACUUGUGAGAGACUUUUUUGGCGGAGUCCAGCCUGAUGACUCCAGGGUUUGAGGUAGACAAGGAAUGGCGAGCAGGAGAACAAAGAAACUUAAGUACU
Molecule: messenger RNA, 1875 nt
Organism: Haliotis rubra (blacklip abalone)
Lineage: Eukaryota; Metazoa; Mollusca; Gastropoda; Lepetellida; Haliotidae
Exons: 3
Coding region: 54-1829 (591 amino acids)
Source: RefSeq, a predicted model, not a curated record